AUGCCUGAAGUAGAGGGGGCGGCCGUGCCAAUUCAAGCCAAGAGCUCCUGGUCUUCUUUCCUCAAGUCUAUUGCCUCGUUCAACGGUGAUUUGUCCUCGUUGACCGCGCCGGCCUUCAUCCUGUCAACGCAGUCCCUCGUCGAGUUUUCCGCGUAUUGGGCCGAGAACACUGCAUUGUUCGUCGCCCCGACACAAGAGAAGGAUCCAGCCAAGCGAGCCCUUUUGGUGCUUAAGUGGCUGCUCAAUACGCUCAAGCAGCAAUAUUACUCGCGCUCCGAGAAACUCGGCUCCGAAAAGAAACCGCUUAACCCAUUCCUGGGCGAGUUGUUCUUGGGUCAAUGGGAGGACGAAUUCGGAGUGACGCGCCUUGUCUCGGAGCAAGUGAGCCACCACCCCCCUGUCACAGCGUAUUCCAUCACCAACGACAAGUACCGGAUCCGACUCCAAGGAUAUAAUGGUCAAAAGGCAAGUUUUAGUAGAACAAUCAACGUCAAGCAGAUCGGACAUGCACUCUUGACGAUUUAUCCGCCCGGGAGCGACAAGAAAGAGACAUACCUGAUCACUCUACCCCCGUUGCACAUCGAAAGUCUCAUAUAUGGUGCGCCAUUCGUCGAAUUGAGCAAAUUCAUCCACAUUAUCUCGAGCAGCGGCUACAUCUCAAAGAUUGAUUUCUCCGGCAGAGGUUGGGUGUCCGGAAAGAAGAACAGUUUCACAGCAUCGUUGUGGAAACUCGGGGAGGGUUCGGAGAAGAAUCCUCUCUACUCGGCAGAUGGUCAAUGGUCGGACGCCUUUACGUUGAAGGAGGGCGAAGGCAAGAAAGCAAAGGCGAUUGAGACGGUCAAGCCAAGUGACGUCAAAUUGUCCAAGCUCAACGUUGCCCCUGUUGAAGAGCAAGACGUCUUUGAAAGCAGGAGGGCUUGGCGCAUUGUUGCGCGCAGCAUCGAAAAGGGUGACAUGGACGCGACUGCACACUACAAGUCCCGGAUCGAAAACGCCCAACGAGUAUUGCGCAAAAAGGAACAGGAAGAAAACCGCGAGUGGAAGAGGGUCUUUUUCUCCCAGGCUAAUUCGAGCGACGAGGAUGAGAAAGCAUUUCAGGAUCUGGUCAAAGUGGCGACGAAUCUAGGGACGAACAGCUGGGAUGGGGUCGCCCCUGACAAGACCGCUGGUGUAUGGAGAUACGACGAUCAAAAGGCUACUGGUGCAAAGAAACCAUUCCAUGAAGAAGGACUGUUGGCGUUGGGAGAAAACCCGGACGGUACCUCUGCGCCGGUAAGUCGAGUGCCGACAAACCAGAGUAGCCAGGUUGGCGGAUGA
Messenger RNA from Capronia epimyces CBS 606.96, 1317 nucleotides. RefSeq lists its product as uncharacterized. Gene Ontology annotation, cellular component: intracellular membrane-bounded organelle; cytosol; membrane. Gene Ontology annotation, biological process: endocytosis; piecemeal microautophagy of the nucleus; maintenance of cell polarity. The record is from RefSeq and is a predicted model, not a curated record. NCBI's taxonomy places the organism in Eukaryota, Fungi, Ascomycota, Eurotiomycetes, Chaetothyriales, Herpotrichiellaceae. Gene Ontology annotation, molecular function: oxysterol binding. The coding region runs from base 1 to 1317 and encodes 438 amino acids. The transcript is spliced from 2 exons.